Molecule: messenger RNA, 768 nt
Organism: Nezara viridula (southern green stink bug)
Lineage: Eukaryota; Metazoa; Arthropoda; Insecta; Hemiptera; Pentatomidae
Source: the annotation of a GenBank genome assembly
UUAUUUACAGAUUUGGAAAAUUUUUGCAUGCCAUGGGAGGAAGACAUGUACCUAAUGCCGUUUCUGAGAUAUUGCAAAUUCUAUCCUCAGAGUGCAUUAAAAAAGUUACUUCAUUGGUGCAGCUUUAACGAGAAAAACCCUAAGCUAUGCAAAAAUCUGAGCCCAUUAGAAGAAGGAAAUGUGUUCAAGAAUAACAUUUUCACAGUACUUCCAUACAGAAGCCAACAUGGCAGAAGAAUACUUCUCCUUGAGGCAGGCAAAAAAUGGAACACUAAACAAGUAAGCAUCACUGAAAUUAUUAGAGGAAUACAGAUAAUUGUUCUAGCUGCACUUCGAGAGCCCAAGACACAGAUAGCUGGGACAGAUAUUAUAAUCGAUGUUGAAGGACUUUCUUUAUCACAUGUUUGGCAAUUCACUCCAAGUUUAGCUAAGACCAUUCUUGAUUGGGUUCAAGAAUGUAUGGCUCUCCGAUUGAAAGCUGUUCACAUAGUUAAUCAACCAUUCAUCUUUAAUAUGUUGUUCAAUAUAUUCAAACCUUUUAUUGGAGAAAAACUACGCAAUAGAAUACAUUUUCAUGGAGACAAAAAAACUUCGUUAUUGGAGUUUAUUGACCCAAAGGUGUUACCAACACAAUAUGGUGGAGAAUUGAUUAUAGAAACGUGUUAUGGUGCAGAACUUCACGAGCUUAUAUGUAAAUAUAAAGAAGAUUUUGAAAGAGCUGACAAAAUAGGAUUCAUCAAGAAAGAAUCAGUGAAUAAAAAAAAAUGA